AUGGCGAUGAGCGCGGCUUCUGACGCGGUAAAGUGCAGGAUGCUUCCAUCUACAUUUCAGGGUGCGGCAAUGGCCUGGUUUAUGACCCUGCCUCAGGGAUCCAUAGCGAAGUUUCGCGACUUCUCGUCAAAAUUCCUCGACCAGUUCUCUGCAAGCAAGAUCGAAGAUCUGUUCGAUAUUCGACUAAGGGACCGAGAAACCUUGAAGCAAUACGUGAAGCGGUAUAGUGCUGCGUCCGCGAAAUUCGAGGAGUCGGAACCUCAGACAUGCGUGCGCGCUUUCAAAAAUGAAUUGCCGCCGGGGAAGCUAAACUGCGAGCUGAGUAGGAAACCAGCGCGCUCGAUGAUGGAGGUUCGCGCCCGGGUGAGUGCUUACAUCCUAGAAGAGGAGGACAACGCAUUCAAGAGGAAACGUGUAAAGGAAGAAAAGGUAAGCAGCCGAAGGGAUGUGUCGCUGGCGAGAAAACAGAUACAGGGGAAGGAAGCAAAUAAUACGCGAAAGGUUAAGGAGGUCGAGCAAUUUUUUGAGAAGUUCAAGGGAAAGCAACUUUGUUCGAGAAAAGAAAACAGAAAAGAGAACAUUGAGCGUCAACGCCCGCGGCGGACAACCGGUCCUCGCCGGCGAAGGAGGCCGGAGAGGUGCUCGAAUGAGGAAUUGGCAAAGUUGCUCCAAGAAGUAGAGGUGACGCUAGUAGUCGAGGGCGGCAAAAGCGGAAUUGAUUCCCGGCGAGAGGUAAAAGGCCGGACAAAGCGGUGCAAAUAUCACAACUUGGAAGGUCAUGACACCAGUGACUGUUUCACGUUGAAGAGCAAAGUUAGAAGGUUGAUCAGGACGAGGCCACCACGAGUUACAGAUCGCGGAUCAGACAGGGAUCAACAGGAUAGCCGACGGCGAGCCCCAGUAGCAGGUAAGAGGGAGACAAAUGCGGCGAGGAAGAAAGGAGUUGAAGAAAAUUUCAACGUCGAUAUUAGGACAUCAAUCGAAGCGAUCAACAUAAUCGUAGGGGGCUUCGGCGGAGGCGACAACACGUCGACGGUGAGACGAAAACGAGUGAAGGCGGUAGCAUCGGUACAAGAGUAUCCAGCUCCAUUUGGUUGCCAACACCUAGAUAUAGUGAUAUCGCCGGCAGAUUUUGCGGGGAUUGAGACGCAGAAAGAUGAUCCGGUGGUAGUAAUGGUAAGAAUCAAUGGUUUUAAUGUACAAAGGGUGCUUUUGGACCAGACCAGCUCUGCGGAUAUCAUCUACGGAGAUGCAUUUGAUCAGUUGGGGUUGACGGACAAGGAUUUGAUGUCGUACACAGGGAGCCUGGUAGGUUUCUCGGGGAUGCAAGUUCGGGUGCGCGACUAUGUGGAUUUGAUCACGGUUUUUUGGGUUGGCGAGGACGCUGAGCUUCUACCGGAAAAGAAUCGUAUGCCGGUUCGGGGUACCAAGGGCGAUCGUUUCAGAUAA
Molecule: messenger RNA, 1449 nt
Organism: Lotus japonicus
Lineage: Eukaryota; Viridiplantae; Streptophyta; Magnoliopsida; Fabales; Fabaceae
Exons: 1
Coding region: 1-1449 (482 amino acids)
Source: RefSeq, a predicted model, not a curated record